Orycteropus afer afer is the source of this 1347-nucleotide messenger RNA. It is a transcript of the gene C1QTNF1, whose product is annotated as C1q and TNF related 1. Lineage: Eukaryota; Metazoa; Chordata; Mammalia; Tubulidentata; Orycteropodidae. Gene Ontology annotation, molecular function: protein binding. The record is from RefSeq and is a predicted model, not a curated record.
AUGUCGGAGACUACAGAGACCGUCACAGACAAGGGGGGUGCCUUCCCAGCCGGAAAAGUCGGGCCUUUCCCGAGAACUGCCGGGACGGCGGAAGGGAAGCCAAAGAGGAAGCAGGCCUCCCACCAGUUCACCUACCGCCGCGUGGCCCUCAAGCCGCUGCCGGAUGCUCCUGCACCGCACGCGGCCGCCGAGAGCAACCUCCAGCAGGCGGAGAUCAAGCCCGAGACGAGCGGCCAGCGCCUGGGGGAGCGCGCCAUCGGCCGCAAGCCCGACCGGCCCCCGUGGGGCCAGCUCCUCCUGCUGCUUCACCUCCUCAAGCAGCCCUACAGCUUCUACAGGCCCAGCUUCCUGUGGGAGGGGCUGGUGAGGGUCCAGAGGCACAUGCAUAGAGGCCAGAGUGGAGGCCGUGGGGCUGGGGGACGGAGGGGCGGGCAGUUGUGGCUGAAGGGCACAGUGUCUGCACAAGGCCACGGCGGGAAGAUGACAGGUGCCCUGGGGCCCCUCCUGGGCUGUUGUCUGCUGCUGGCCUCCACCUGUGGCCCGGUGCUGGGCCGUGUGCCCCAUGACCAGCAGGCCCAGCAGGAACACGAGGCAACUCUGGGAGAUGCCAAGGUGGAGGGGACCGAGGAGCCACUGUCACCGCAGGACCACGAUGGGAGGGCUGAAGAACACGACAAGUACAGCCCCCACCAAGGCGAGGAGCCGCCGGCUUCCAGAUGCUUCCGCUGCUGUGAUCCUGCGCCUCCUUUGUAUCGGCCAAUCCCAGUGCCCCAGAUCAACAUCACGAUCCUCAAAGGUGAAAAGGGCGAUCGAGGGGAUCGAGGCCUUCAGGGGAAAUUUGGCAAGACGGGCUCGGCGGGCGCCCGUGGCCACAUGGGCCCCAAGGGGCAGAAAGGCUCCAUGGGGGCCCCCGGGGACCGCUGCAAGAACCACUACGCGGCCUUCUCGGUGGGCCGGAAGAAGCCGCUGCAUAGCAACGAGUACUACCAGACGGUGGUCUUCGACACGGAGUUCGUGAACCUCUACGGCCACUUCAACAUGUUCACCGGCAGGUUCUACUGCUACGUCCCGGGCAUCUACUUCUUCAGCCUGAACGUGCACACCUGGAACCAGAAGGAGACCUACCUGCACGUCAUGCGCAACAGGGAGGAGGUGGUGAUCCUGUACGCGCAGGUGAGCGACCGCAGCAUCAUGCAGACCCAGAGCCUGAUGCUGGAACUGCGCGAGCAGGACGAGGUGUGGGUGCGCCUCUUCAAGGGGGAGCGGGAGAACGCCAUCUUCAGCGACGAGUUCGACACCUACAUCACCUUCAGCGGCUACCUGGUCAAGCACGCCGCCGAGCCCUAG